AUGGCGCUCGCCGACUGCGAAUGCGGCUACACGAUCGCCUCCCCCCCCAGCGAGAGCAAUGAGAGGAACGGCGACAACAACGGUGUCCUCCUUUUCACCGACCUCCUCGAAACAGACUUCACCCGCCUGGUAGCAGACGACGACAACAACAAGAAUAACAUGGCGUGGGACACGACAGACUGGGCUCCGCAGGCGUUUAAUCUCACUGCGCAGCGGGCCAGGGGCAAGUAUGGCGAGAUGUUUGACGUGGGGAACGUGGGGUUUCAUGGUGGUGGUGAUCAAGGCCAACAAGAGCUGAGGCUGGCUGUGAGAAGCCAGGUGCUGGACGGCAUGGUGCCCGUCGCGGAGCUAGAUACGCGCCGGCUGGACAUCUUCUGGGGCACGUUCCGGGCGUCGAUGAAGAUCUCGAAGGUGCCAGGGACGUGCGCCGCUUUCUUCUGGUACUUCAACGACACGCAGGAGAUCGACAUGGAGUUCCUGACCAAGGACUUCAACACCUCCAACAGCAGCUAUCCCGUCAAUCUCGUGCUGCAGUCCAGGGAGGCCGCGCUGGCCGGGUACGACGCAUCUACGACGGGCAAUUUCGUCAAGACCUACCUGCCGUUCGACCCGACGGACGACUUCCACGAGUAUCGCAUCGACUAUCUCCCGGGGCGGGUAUUCUUCUACGCCAAGGGCGUGAAACUCGCCGAGAUGAACGGCCCCGCGGUCCCCUCGUCGCCGGGACACCUGAUCCUGCAACACUGGAGCAACGGGAACCAGUACUGGUCUGGCGGCCCGCCGGCGGAAGACGCGGCGUUGGCGGUCCGAUAUGUCAAGGCCUACUUCAACUCAUCAUCCACGGCCCGGAGCCAACAAGACCGGGCAGCGCGGUGCCAGGAUCCCGCUGCGCCAAACGCAGUGUGUGAGAUUCCCGAGGUGACUCCGACGAAUGGGAGCGCUGCAGACUGGUUCUUCACCGAGCACGGGAAUACGACCAGCACCCAGACGAAUUCGGAGGAGAGCGGGUCAGGGGAGGAGCGUGGCCAUCCAUAUCGGCUUUGGCGUUGUGUUUGCUGA
Chaetomium strumarium is the source of this 1059-nucleotide messenger RNA. RefSeq names its product concanavalin A-like lectin/glucanase domain-containing protein. Bases 1 to 1059 code for a protein of 352 amino acids. NCBI's taxonomy places the organism in Eukaryota, Fungi, Ascomycota, Sordariomycetes, Sordariales, Chaetomiaceae. The transcript is spliced from 2 exons. Gene Ontology annotation, biological process: carbohydrate metabolic process. The record is from RefSeq and is a predicted model, not a curated record. Gene Ontology annotation, molecular function: hydrolase activity, hydrolyzing O-glycosyl compounds.